AUGCUGAAUUUGAGUGUGAAUGCCUCAAUUCGGCACCACUGGUAUUCUUUAGCCAUCUUUAUCCCUACACGUGGCUUUGAGCCCUCCCACACAAGCCGCGGUCGUGGUAUGCUCACUCACGAUUCCGGAGGAGGUGGAGAUCGAGGGGGUGAUGGAUGGAGAAGGUGUCAGGUAUUGGGAGGAAAGAACCAGGGUGUUGAAAGAAUCAGGUGCGGACGCAAGAUCUGUGAAGCAUAUCGGGAAAGAGAAACCAGUGCGGGAGGACGAGGGAGAGGGGGAGGGGAAGAGAGCAUCAGGAGACGAGUUCUUGAAGGAGGUGAUGGAGGCGGUGCGGCUCACACGACAACCGACCCCCUGGAUGGUCCGGCGGGAGAAGCUGGUGAGAAUCAUAAAGCACGACAUGGAGAGGAUGAACUCAAGACCCGGGAGCUUUGUAGCGGAGAGCCUGCGCUACAACCAGAACUUGGCAAGAGCGUAUCUGCGCUUCGGCUUACAAAGAUGCCCAUCGAAAGACGAGCUGGCGAUCCGAGAGAAUCGCAUGCUGCGGAGGAAGAUGAUGAUGUUGAGCCAAGAAGAGUAGUCACCAAGAACCCAAACAUCAAUCGAGUGGAAACCCGCACAACACAAGGUCAGGAGGCAAGUACGGAGGAGCAAGAGAGAGCAGAGCAGAAAAGCCUUAUGAAUGCUUGCUGGCUAAGCUCUGGAGCAGCAUUGCAAGAAUGGGUACAGUCAUUGGAACAAAGCCUCACGUGCACAUGCGCAUGUGAUGACGUAUUUGCGAAGAAACGAUUUUGUGAACAAAACCAUGAAUCAUGACUGUGUGAAUAUGAAUUUACGAUAUAUUUAUGUAUGUAUGCAUGUAAAUAUAUAAAUCUAUAUAUAUAUAUAUAUAUAUAUUUAUUUACUCA
This is a messenger RNA of Physcomitrium patens, 908 nucleotides long. NCBI's taxonomy places the organism in Eukaryota, Viridiplantae, Streptophyta, Bryopsida, Funariales, Funariaceae. The record is from RefSeq and is a predicted model, not a curated record.